AACGAGUUUGGCCCCCUGAGCCCCUUGCAUGGUGCCAAGGGGGUUCUAAAACAAGAUCCAGGUGUUGAGAGCCAUGCGCGUGCGGCAGAAGCUUACAGCCAGAUACUGCUGCGUAUGGGGUCUUGGCGCUUUGUGCCUGCUUGGAUGGCUUGGAGCAGCAGGCGGCGGCUAUGCCUUCACUGGCGUCAAGCCCGUUGCCAAGCCCUACUUGGCAAUGAGGACUCAGGCGGCUCAGGAAGCUCAGGAAGGAAAGGAGGGCGAUAUUAGCAAAGGACCAUGGAGACGAUUUCGAACCUGGAUAACAGAUGCAGACAGCCGUCAACGUUUUGCCUCGAUGGGUGCAGCUGGAGUUUUGAGCUACGGUGUUGUUUCCAAUAUGAACUACAUUCCGCUCUUUGCAUUUGCAUGGUACGUGGUGUCAACAAGAAGCGGAGUCUCACCUGUGCAUGAGUGGCCUGCUUUCCUUUCUACGUAUGCUGCACUUUACGUUGUGAAUAACUUGCUGCGGCCCAUUAAGCUGGUAGCAGUUGCGUUUGCGACUCCCCGUGUCAAUCGCUGCUUCAAGUGGGUGAUGAACAAGUAUGGGAUUGGAAAGAAGCGAGCAGUGGCCAUAGUGUACAUUGUUCUCAAUACCUUCACAGUCCUUCUCAUGGCUUUGAGCGUCCUUGUCGCCAGCUGCCUUGCCGGGGUUCCAGUUUGGUGAGCGAAGUUUCGU
Messenger RNA from Effrenium voratum, 715 nucleotides. The record is from the annotation of a GenBank genome assembly. Lineage: Eukaryota; Dinophyceae; Suessiales; Symbiodiniaceae.